Molecule: messenger RNA, 2138 nt
Organism: Lolium rigidum
Lineage: Eukaryota; Viridiplantae; Streptophyta; Magnoliopsida; Poales; Poaceae
Product: probable starch synthase 4, chloroplastic/amyloplastic
Exons: 13
Molecular function (GO): alpha-1,4-glucan glucosyltransferase (UDP-glucose donor) activity
Source: RefSeq, a predicted model, not a curated record
CAUGGUACUCUUAGCAAACUAAUAGAGGAAAGUGAGAAAAGAUCACUGGAGAAUUUCACAGGAAAUAUGCCUUCGGAAUUAUGGAGCAGAAUUUCCCUUUUGAUUGAUGGGUGGUUACUUGAAAAGAAAAUAUCUUACAAUGAUGCAAAUACAUUACGAGAAAUGGUUCGGAAAAGGGAUAGUCGCCUUCGCGAAGCGUACUUGUCUUGCAGAGAUACCGAAAGCAGAGAAGUUAUGGAUAAUUUUCUGAAGAUGGCACUACCAGGAACCAGUUCUGGUUUGCACAUUGUCCACAUAGCAGCAGAGAUGGCUCCUGUCGCAAAGGUUGGUGGCCUGGCGGAUGUGAUAUCUGGCCUUGGGAAGGCACUUCAGAAAAAAGGGCAUCUAGUAGAGAUUAUUCUUCCCAAAUAUGACUGCAUGCAGGUUGACCAAGUUAGCAAUCUUAAGGUUUUAGAUGUUCUUGUGCAGUCCUACUUUGAAGGAAAUAUGUUCAACAACAAAGUUUGGACAGGGACUGUUGAAGGCCUACCUGUUUACUUUAUUGAGCCAGAGCAUCCGGCGAAGUUCUUUUGGAGGGCUCAGUACUACGGAGAGCAUGAUGACUUUAAACGUUUUUCGUACUUCAGCCGUGCGGCACUGGAAUUACUUUACCAAUCUGGGAAGAAAGUUGAUAUAAUCCACUGCCAUGACUGGCAAACUGCAUUUGUGGCACCUCUUUAUUGGGAUGUAUAUGCAACUCUAGGCUUCAAUUCAGCUAGAAUUUGCUUCACCUGUCACAAUUUUGAAUAUCAAGGAAGUGCUCCAGCUUGUGAUUUAGCAUGGUGUGGCCUUGAUGUUGAGCACCUAGAUAGACCAGACAGGAUGCGGGACAACUCACAUGGAAGAAUAAAUGUUGUUAAGGGUGCAAUUGUGUAUUCGAACAUCGUGACAACUGUCUCACCAACAUAUGCACUAGAAGUUCGCUCGGAGGGUGGGCGUGGACUCCAAGAUACACUUAAAGUACAUUCCAGGAAAUUUCUUGGGAUACUUAAUGGAAUUGACACAGAUACAUGGAACCCUUCCACUGAUAGGUAUCUCAAGGUCCAGUAUAAUGCUAACGAUCUCAAGGGAAAGGCAGCAAACAAAGCAGCCCUAAGAAAACAGCUAAACCUGGCUUCUGCAUAUCCUUCACAACCGCUGGUUGGUUGCAUUACAAGACUAGUUCCUCAGAAGGGUGUACAUCUCAUCAGGCAUGCAAUAUACAAAACGGCUGAAUUGGGAGGACAGUUUGUCCUUCUGGGUUCAAGUCCAGUACCAGACAUUCAAAGGGAGUUUGAAGGUAUUGCAGAAUAUUUUCAGAACAACAACAAUAUCCGGCUGCUUUUGAAGUACGAUGAUGCUUUGUCUCAUUGUAUAUAUGCUGCAUCUGACAUGUUCAUUGUUCCCUCUAUAUUUGAGCCAUGUGGCCUCACUCAGAUGAUAGCUAUGAGAUAUGGUUCCGUGCCAAUUGUUCGAAAAACUGGUGGAUUGAAUGAUAGUGUGUUUGACUUUGACGAUGAAGCAAUUCCUAUGGAAGUGCGAAAUGGCUUUACAUUUGUCAAGGCCGACGAGCAGGGACUAAGCGGCGCGAUGGAAAGGGCGUUCAACUGCUACACAAGAAAACCUGAGGUCUGGAAACAGUUGGUGCAGAAAGACAUGAGGAUAGAUUUCAGCUGGGACACUUCAGCUUCGCAGUACGAAGACAUCUAUCAAAAGGCAGCGGCUCGAGCGAGGGCAGCAGCUUGAUGAGCACGGAGAGCGCAUGUUUCGUGAAGCCUACAUACAUGCCCUUCUUCUCCCCGGCCCGGCCCUUGGCUACAAAUGCUCAUUUGCUGAUAGGAUCAGGGAUCAGAAUCAUAUAGGAAGUUGGAUGCUCUUAACGCACAUUUCCUUGGUGGCAGCCAAUGUGACCUAUGCCUGGCAAUACAUUAAGGUGUCUACUGAGGCACACAGAACGCAAAGGCAGAAGCAGGCGUUGGCCAUCUAUCACGGAUAUGAUGAAACUGAUAAGUUUGUAGCACGUGCACUGUUGUUGGCAUAAAUUGGUGUAAAUUAUGAACUGUACAUGUGCUGUGUGCAUAGUCGUACUAUUCCCGAGGAAGAAAUCUUAUGGUCCAUGA